CGAGAGUGAGCGAGCGAGCGAGCGAGCCGGCGAGCGAGGGAUCCGGCGGGCGGGAGGAGAGCCGCAGCGGCCCGGCCGGCCGGGAAGUGGGAAGAGGGGACCUCGACUUCGGGACCCCGACGGCCCCCGCCCUCCGCCCUCUCCACGCGCUCAGGCCGCGCUGCGCCCGAAACGCCCCCGGCCGCCCCCUCCGCCACCAUGAGAAACAUCUUCAAGAGGAACCAGGAGCCCAUUGUGGCUCCUGCCACCACCACCGCCACGAUGCCCGUGGGGCCUGUGGGCAACUCCACCGAGAGCGGGGGUGCUGGGGAGAGCCGGGAGGACGGGUUUGCCAAGCUGAAGGAGAGGUUCUUCAAUGAGAUCAACAAGAUUCCCUUACCACCCUGGGCACUGAUAGCUAUUGCUGUGGUCGCUGGCCUCCUGAUCCUCACCUGCUGCUUCUGCAUCUGCAAGAAGUGCUGCUGCAAGAAAAAGAAGAACAAGAAGGAAAAGGGGAAAGGCAUGAAGAACGCCAUGAACAUGAAGGACAUGAAAGGGGGUCAGGAUGAUGACGAUGCAGAAACAGGCUUGACUGAGGGAGAAGGUGAAGGAGAGGAGGAGAAAGAGCCAGAGAACCUGGGCAAACUGCAGUUUUCCCUGGACUAUGAUUUCCAGGCCAACCAGCUCACCGUGGGCGUCCUACAGGCUGCUGAACUGCCUGCCCUAGACAUGGGAGGCACCUCAGAUCCUUAUGUCAAAGUCUUCCUCCUUCCAGACAAGAAGAAGAAAUAUGAGACCAAAGUCCAUCGGAAGACGCUGAACCCUGCCUUCAAUGAAACUUUCACCUUCAAGGUGCCGUACCAGGAGCUGGGGGGCAAAACCCUGGUGAUGGCCAUCUACGACUUUGACCGCUUCUCCAAGCACGACAUCAUCGGAGAGGUAAAGGUGCCUAUGAACACCGUGGACCUCGGCCAGCCCAUCGAGGAGUGGCGAGACCUGCAAGGCGGGGAGAAGGAGGAGCCCGAGAAGCUGGGAGACAUCUGCACCUCCCUGCGCUACGUGCCCACGGCCGGGAAGCUCACUGUCUGCAUCCUGGAGGCCAAGAACCUGAAGAAGAUGGAUGUGGGCGGCCUUUCAGACCCCUACGUGAAGAUUCACCUGAUGCAGAAUGGCAAGAGGCUCAAGAAGAAGAAGACAACAGUGAAGAAGAAGACACUGAACCCGUACUUUAAUGAGUCCUUCAGCUUUGAGAUUCCUUUCGAGCAGAUUCAGAAAGUCCAGGUAGUGGUCACUGUGCUGGACUAUGACAAGCUGGGCAAGAACGAAGCCAUUGGCAAGAUCUUCAUGGGCAGCAAUGCCACAGGUACGGAGCUGCGGCACUGGUCUGACAUGCUGGCCAACCCCCGGAGGCCCAUCGCCCAAUGGCACUCGCUCAAGCCAGAGGAGGAGGUGGAUGCACUUCUGGGGAAGAACAAGUAGGCAGCAGUGGCCGGGACCGCCCCCUUCACAGACACUGACGAGAUCCAGAGCUAUCGAUACCUCAGUUAUGCAACCUUAGAGGUUUUUUUUUUUCCCUUUGUUUGUGGUUGUGUCCUUUUUUUCCCUUCCUUUUUCUCUUUUUAAAGACCAACUUCCCUCUGAUGGCUGUGUGAGGAGAGUCCCCUAAGAGGUGAAAGAGAAGCCUGGCUCUUUUCAUCGUCCCAGGAGCUGCCCUUGCUGCAUGCCCUGUCAUGUUACCCCUUCACUCUUACAAAGCUUCACUUAAGCUUCACCCCGAGUGAGGCCCUUUUUUGACAGAAAGUCAUAGCACUUCCUGUUCUUUUGAGUGUUCUGGACCGACAAAAUGGCAGCACGUCCUGCUUUCUGACAGGAAGGGCAAUGCAGUGGCCAGUGAUCCAAGUGUAUGUAUAUGUAUGUGUGUGUUACUUCGAGUACCUCUCUUCAUUCCUGGAAUGAGCCACGGACAGUGAAAUUGUGUGGGAAGAGAAGGCUCUUCAGGGCACCUUAAAUGAAGAAAGUCCACUGUCUAAAUGAGAGAUCUUCUGUGAGCUUGGGGAGAGGGCUCAGAAUCCUGGUCAGAUGCCAGAAGCUCCCAUACUCCUGUGGGUGGUAUUCAGGGGGCAGCAAGAUGUGGACACUGGAUUUGUCCAGAACUAGGAGCAAACUCCUGAUGCCACUGUAGACUUCUUCCUGUCAGUCAUGGCUUCCCCAGAAGUGUGGUUUCUGGGCCACUCAUGUAAAUAAACUAUUCACUAGACUGGUUAGACUCCAACAGGGACUGUCAGUCCCAGGACCUCACUCUUGUUGACAAUUCAUAUCAAACGAUGGAGAAACAGAAGGCCGGUUACCCAGGAAGACCAAAAUGAAGCUCCUGGAACUCUGCCUCCUUCUGGUGGGAAACACAGAUGCUUUCUCCCUUCCCAGAAUACAAGCAGUACAGUUCAUUUGCAUUUGCUCCCCUCAUUCUUUUGCUUUUGUUUCUCUUUUAACUUAAGUGGAGCAACGCUGUCUGAAGACAGUUUUCUGUACAGAGCCAGAGAACUUUAAAAAGAAGGUUUAAAUGUUCUUAGUUCCCCUGAGGUCCAGGUA
Molecule: messenger RNA, 2568 nt
Organism: Choloepus didactylus (southern two-toed sloth)
Lineage: Eukaryota; Metazoa; Chordata; Mammalia; Pilosa; Megalonychidae
Gene: SYT2
Product: synaptotagmin 2
Exons: 9
Coding region: 199-1458 (419 amino acids)
Biological process (GO): synaptic vesicle endocytosis; calcium ion-regulated exocytosis of neurotransmitter; regulation of dopamine secretion
Cellular component (GO): axon; synaptic vesicle membrane; dense core granule
Molecular function (GO): calcium ion binding; phosphatidylserine binding; calcium-dependent phospholipid binding
Source: RefSeq, a predicted model, not a curated record